AGUGCUGGACUGGUCCACGCUAGCAAGGUAGUUGCAGCUACGGCUCCUUACAACCAAUUUUAUUCGCUACAUCGAUAAUGUCUCAGCUUGUGAUAUUAUAGCACGAUGAUGGCUUGAUAUCUUGCAUAUUGUGAUAGUCCAAGCUGUAUUUGUGUUGGUAAAAAUGUAUCACAUAAGAGCUAUAUAAGCAAGUCGACAACCGAUCAAGAGCUCAGAACAGGACAAUUCGAUCAUUGCGAACAAUUUGACAUAAAGUUUAUAUCUUUGCUUGAAUCCCUAGUUGUUACUAUGUCUUUAUUCAUCGGUAACGUCUUCAACAAGGCUCUCCAAAAGGCGAUUCCAGUCUAUAUAGCCGAAUCCGGGGAGGGCUACAAACGUCUUACAGGGGUCAUUGCUGAAAGUGUCAAAAACGCUGCCCUUGCAAAGAUCAAAGCCCCUUUCGAAGAAGGAAGAUUGUUCAAAUUUGAAGACAUGAAGGAAAUGCACCAAUUGACAAUAACUAACAUGUGUCACCCGAGUGAUUCCGAUCCACAGGAUCACUACUCUAUUCAGGGUGAGGGCACAACUGGUGAGAAGGUCAAAGGUGGACACGUCCCUGACGAUGCAUCCAAGCAAACUCAAACCAAGUAGGUUUUGAGCCACCGAAGCCAACCCUGUUGCCUCAUUCUCUGUCUGUCAGGAAUGAAUCGGAAUUCACAAGGCUAAAUCGCCUCUAUACGAAGAAAAAAAAAGGAUCUGUCCCACUUCUUUCAUUCUUUGAUCCAUA
Aspergillus saccharolyticus JOP 1030-1 is the source of this 766-nucleotide messenger RNA. RefSeq lists its product as uncharacterized. The transcript is spliced from 3 exons. NCBI's taxonomy places the organism in Eukaryota, Fungi, Ascomycota, Eurotiomycetes, Eurotiales, Aspergillaceae. Bases 289 to 630 code for a protein of 113 amino acids. The record is from RefSeq and is a predicted model, not a curated record.